Linum tenue is the source of this 1302-nucleotide messenger RNA. The record is from the annotation of a GenBank genome assembly. Lineage: Eukaryota; Viridiplantae; Streptophyta; Magnoliopsida; Malpighiales; Linaceae.
GAAAAAACGAACAAGUAGGAGGAAAAAAACAAGCGAUGCUCCUGCUCCUGCUCAAACGUACAGUGAAGAGGCUAUGAGUCUUCAAUUCACCAACGGCUAUUAUAAUCCACUAGUUAUCAGCUGACUAGUCUCCUCAGUUUUUCUGCAUCAUCACUCUCUCAAGCGGUGGAACGAUGACGUCGCAAGAAGUAGCAGCCAAGGAAGAAGGAGCUAGCGGCGGCGAGGACUACCACGACCAUGCACCGGCGGCGAAGGACUACCGUGACCCGCCGCCGGUUCCGCUGAUCGACUUGCCGGAGCUGGGGCAGUGGUCAUUCUACAGAGCAAUCAUCGCUGAGUUCAUCGCCACCCUGCUCUUCCUCUACAUCACCGUGCUCACUAUUAUCGGCCACAACUCCCAGCCCGACCCAUGCGCCCGAGUCGGCCUCCUGGGCAUCGCCUGGGCCGUCGGCGGCAUGAUCUUCGUCCUCGUCUACUGCACCGCCGGCAUCUCCGGGGGCCACAUCAACCCGGCGGUGACGUUCGGGCUGUUUCUGGCGAGGAAAGUGUCGCUGAUAAGGGCGGUGACGUACAUGGUGGCUCAGUGCCUGGGAGCCAUUUGCGGGGUGGCGUUGGUGAAGGCGUUUCAGGAGUCUUACUACACCAGGUACGGCGGCGGCGCCAACACUAUCAACCCUGCCUACAGCACCGGCACCGGACUGGGAGCGGAGAUCAUCGGAACUUUCGUGUUGGUUUACACCGUCUUCUCCGCAACCGACCCCAAGAGAAACGCUCGCGACUCCCAUGUCCCUGUUCUGGCGCCGCUGCCUAUUGGAUUUGCGGUUUUCAUAGUCCAUCUGGCUACCAUUCCGAUCACCGGCACCGGUAUCAACCCGGCCAGGAGCUUCGGAGCUGCUGUUAUCUUCAACGAAGAGAAGCCCUGGGAUGACCAUUGGAUCUUCUGGGUCGGACCCUUCGUCGGAGCUGCCGCGGCAGCCUUCUUUUACCAAAAAGUGAUGAGAGCCGGAACCAACAAUGCUUUUUGGUCGUUCAGCAACAAGGGUGGUAGCUAGGAAUGGCAUCAAAUUGCAAUCAUAGUGGGCGUAACGAUUAGCCGCUUGAAUCGGAAUUUCACUAAAAUCGAACUUUGAUUGCAUACGUAUAUUUGCAAGAAGUAUGUGUAUUUAUUAUAGUACAACUAUGCCAAACAUAUUAAAGAAUGUGCGAGGAAUUAUUGUAAUAUUGAUAUUGAAUUAAUUAUAAUCUCGUUUUUGUGUUACUAUUGAUACUAUUUGUGAGCUACUAAUCUAUUUCACGUCAUGU